UCACACCUAAAACCCGAAACCAGUAUAGCUAAUUAUACUCUUCAGCUAAAAAAAAAAAAAAAAGGGAGGCACAUAGCUAGCUAUGGAAAGCAGCAAUAUUUUCUCUUGUGUUCUCUUUUUUCUUACUGCAAUCAUCUCUGCUAUCUUCUUGAAGCAGAGGAAAAGCUUUUGUAGAAGUAAGAGGAGGUUGCUGCCACCAGGGGAGAUGGGGCUUCCUCUAGUCGGUGAAACAAUGGACUUCUACAGAGCUCAAAAGAACAACAGGCUGUUCGAGGAAUUUGUCCAGCCGCGGUUAGCAAAGUACGGACCGAUCUUCAAAACCAACCUGAUGGGCUCACCUACGGUGAUUGUGAAUGGAGCCGAAGCGAAUCGAUUCAUCUUGUCCAGUGAGUUCAAGUUGGUGGUAAGCUCGUGGCCUUCGUCAUCAGUGCAGCUCAUGGGGACAAACUCCAUCAUGGGCAAACAAUUAGGGGAGCAGCACCGCUGUAUCCGAAGCCUCAUAUCCUCCAGUCUCAAUUAUGCCCAUUUGGAGGCCCUGGUGCCAAAAAUAUGCAACACUGUUGAGUUGCACCUACAGAAAAAUUGGCAAGGCAAAGAUAACCUCAGCCUCUAUCGUUCCACAAAGGUUUUGACUUUUACUAUAGUCUUUGAAUGCUUUUUGGGACUCAAGGUUGAUCCCCAAAUGGUUAAUACAUUCGAAAGAGUUCUCGAAGGGGUUUUUAAGCCAGCAAUUAACUUUCCCGGCACUAAGUUUUCAAGAGCAAAGAAAGCAAGACAAGAAAUAGAGAAGGAAAUGGUAAAAGUAGUGAGAGAGAAGAGAAAGGAAAUGGAGAGCGGGUUGGAACCGAUAGAGAAAGGAGGCUUGACGUUGCUAGCCCGUCUGGUGGCUGCAAUGAUCCAAGGAGAAAUUACUGAAGAGGAGGUCGUUGACAACGUAAUAGUGCUUGUCUUCGCAGCUCACGAUACCACUUCCUUUGCCAUUGCCAUGACAUUCAAAAUGUUAGCUCAACAUCCUGAAUGGUACUCUCGUGUUCAUCAAGAACAUAUGGACAUAUUAAGCAACAAAGGACCACAUGAGGGCCUGACCAUGGAAGAUACCAAAAAAAUGAAAUAUACUUGGCAAGUUGCUCGGGAAAGCAUGCGGUUGUUCCCUCCCAUCUUUGGCAGUUUCAGAAAAGCAAUCAUUGACAUUGAAUACGAAGGAUUUACCAUUCCAAAAGGAUGGAAGGUGCUGUGGACAACAUAUGGGACACAUUACAAUACCGAUUGCUUCGAAGAUCCUCUACGAUUUGAUCCUAGCAGAUUUGAGGAGGGCAGUAUUCCACCCUACGUCUUCCUUCCCUUCGGAGGAGGGACAAGGGCGUGUGCAGGUUACCAACUUGCUAAGUUGAACAUCCUCAUCUUUGUUCACUUCGUCGUUACUAGCUAUAACUGGUCUUUGGUUUAUCCCAAUGAGUCCAUCACCAUGGAUCCUCUUCCUUUUCCUGCUUUUGGAAUGCCUGUUAAUAUUUCACCUAAGAUGCCAUCAACCCCAUGAUUAAAUUUUCCAUUUUACCGUGAUUUUAUAUAAACUUUGUACACCGCCUAUCUUCAUUUGAAAAUAAAUUAAUGUCAUGCCU
Molecule: messenger RNA, 1619 nt
Organism: Rubroshorea leprosula
Lineage: Eukaryota; Viridiplantae; Streptophyta; Magnoliopsida; Malvales; Dipterocarpaceae
Source: the annotation of a GenBank genome assembly